Molecule: messenger RNA, 617 nt
Organism: Soboliphyme baturini
Lineage: Eukaryota; Metazoa; Nematoda; Enoplea; Dioctophymatida; Soboliphymatidae
Source: the annotation of a GenBank genome assembly
AUGUGCACAGAUUUGAUAGUACAGAUUCGUCGACUGAUAUCGUUGAGUGACAACGUUACACCCAUGAUGGGAGUUUGUCUCGGUCAUCAGCUGAUCGCUCUUGCAGCAGAUGCCGAAACGUAUAAGCUAGACUAUGGCAAUCGAGGCCACAAUCAGCCAUGUGUGUUUGUGGACAGUGACCGGUGCAUUAUUACUGCGCAGAACCAUGGCUACGCGGUUAAGAAUGCUUCGCUUAAAAAAAAUUGGGAGGUAUUAUUUGUGAACGCUAACGAUCAGACGGUCGAAGGAAUUGCACAUAAAAGGCUUCCAAUUUUCGGCGUACAGUUUCAUCCAGAACAUUGCGCGGGACCUGUUGACGCUGAAUUCUUGUUCGACCUAUUUAUGAAUGAUGUUUACAAGUUUAAGAAUGGCAAGACCACGACCCCGGUUAGACAGUCGAUUGGGCAUUACCUGAAACUACCAACGGAGGAAGUCCUUAAACCACCAAAACCAAAAAAGGUUCUUAUCCUCGGUUCCGGAGGACUUUGUAUCGGUCAAGGAGGCGAGUUCGAUUACUCUGGUUCACAAGUAAGUGUGAACGUGUCAUUAUUUGUAGUUUUGGUACUGUGUCCUUAGAA